UUGAACGUCGAAGCCCUAAAGGGAUCGUCACUCACCACAACAGUGUCUAGUGUUCGAGAUCAGCCCGGAGGGGUGCUGCGCCCCGCCCCGACACCGGACAGAAAAACAACAUACAGAACAGAUCGAUCGAUAACAACAGACACUCACACGGACCGCCUCUACUACGAGUAUAUGAUACUCAGAUACAUUACGGGCUACACCUGGACGAGGAGGAGAGAGAAGGAGAUACAACCUACUGGAGGAGAGGAGAAGAGAUGA
Messenger RNA from Danaus chrysippus (African queen), 258 nucleotides. The record is from the annotation of a GenBank genome assembly. Lineage: Eukaryota; Metazoa; Arthropoda; Insecta; Lepidoptera; Nymphalidae.